Penicillium griseofulvum is the source of this 1158-nucleotide messenger RNA. RefSeq lists its product as uncharacterized. The record is from RefSeq and is a predicted model, not a curated record. Lineage: Eukaryota; Fungi; Ascomycota; Eurotiomycetes; Eurotiales; Aspergillaceae. The transcript has a single exon. Bases 1 to 1158 code for a protein of 385 amino acids.
AUGUUAGACGCAACAGCCAUCCCCGUCCCACGACGGAACUGGACCACUCGGAGACCACGGAAAUUACCUCGUGGAAACCACGAGGAAGAUUUUAGGCGCAUGCUGCAGGAAGAUAUCAAGUCGAAGGAAGAUAAUUUCCUGGAUGGAACCGCCUACUCCCCUCUGGAUCUCCUUCUCAGCCCACCCGAUCAAGACAAUGAGAAACUCCUGCCUUGCAACGAUUCCGAGCAUGAAUCGCCACUGUCGGUGAGGUCAACAUCAAGUGAUUCUAUGCCAUCAUUAGAACAUGGUCUAUCAUCACCACCCAGUCUUUCCUCGCCGCCAACCCCUCCGAGCCAUAGAAGUCCACCGGAGAGACGACAGCCUCGGUAUUCACAUUCCGAGGAGUGUGCUUUGGACCAUCCUUUGCUUGUUACUGAACUCGAUGAAUGUGAAUACAUCGAAAUCAAGAAUGACAAUGAGCCUGUCACACCCAACACAGUGCCGGCAAAGCGAUCUGCAUCAUUUGGGCGCCUCGGAUCUACUUUCAAGUCGAACCUCACAGCAUCAUUACGGGCUAUCAAAUCGGCAGCACAGUCUGUCUCGACAUUUGCCACGCCGUCUGUUCAACCAGAAGACUUCCUCACCCGAUCUCUUUUCACCAUCACCCCAGAGAUGACCGAUGAUCGCCGUCCUUUACCGAUGCAAGAAACGCCUUCUCCGGCACUACGACGCUACUUGAAUCCAUCCCCGAUGAACCCAACCCCGAUGUCACCCGCGGAGAUGUAUGUCUACCACGAUCAUCCACACGACAAAUCACGUACCCCCAGUAUAUCACCCGUCUCGAUCCAAAUGCAGACAUAUCGUCGAUCUGGUGGCCGCGGGAACCGACGGAACCAUUUCCACAUCGCAAGCAAGGAUCAGAAAUUCGUCACUUUCGACCCGGAAGUUCCACCCAUGCCACGCCAACGCGAAAAUCGUGAAAACAGCGAUUUCUUACGCGUGGUGGUUCUCGAAAUGAACAUGCGCCGCAGCGGCAAACUCCGCGAUGACAUCCCACCCCGUGCUCGCAUCUGGUUGCCAGCACGCAAGACAAACACCCACUUAUCAGGACAAUACGAGGACGGAGAUGACAACAACGCCGUUCCGUCCCGGUGGGUGGGUGUAUCAGCCCAGUGA